AGAUCGUCGCGUUGCCAACUUAGAGGCGUGGGUACAUUAAUGGUGGUUGAUGUCGGUAGCGGCGAUUAGGUUUACAAAAUGUACUCAACGGCUUAAAAUGCUGAGUAAAUAGCGCGAAGGUCCCCUAAGAAAAUAUCCCCUCAGGUUUGUUGUGUUAGGAGCUGGAGACAUACACUUGCGUGUUCGUUUGCAAUUGGAUAGCAUUACCGCCGUCAUCUAAUAUUAACUUGCAACCCACUUCUGAGAGUCUCUUAUCGACUAGCCUGCCCGUCCGCAUCCUUGGAAUCCAGUUCUACCACAUACCGGCGUGGUAUUUCAUUUAGCUUGUCUCCAUAUGUGUCAUCCACAGCUGAGGACGUUGGUUUUUGUAGGGUGGGUGAUUGGCUACGUCGCCUUUCUAGUCGCCAUACGAAGAAUGUGGACAGUGAAAUACACGCGAAGUCCCCUCGCCCGCUCUCUGUUCAUGAAUAUGGUCGGCGAAAACGAUUCGGCCGCAAUCGAGACACAACGGUGGUACCGAUGCUCUCCGGACUUGCUUGGAGAAACGCUGAGGCCAUUGUUUGUCCAGAGCCACUUGGACCCUGACACAAGGGCUUUUCUCAGGCAGAGUAUAGAGAAGUCUGGUUGGCUGUUCACUCAACUCUACCAUUCUUUUGCAUCAACAGUCCUAAGCCGUAUGAUGUCACGCACCUCCAUCAAUGGGUUGCUGGGUCGUGGCUCUAUGUUUGUGUUCUCCGCGGAACAGUUUCACCAAUUGCUGCGCAUAACUCCAGAGUGGAGGGCAGAGAGACUGCUGGACCUAGGGGCUGGGGACGGUGGUGUCACAGAAGUGAUGGGAAGCCAUUUCAGAGAGGUCUAUGCCACAGAGGUUUCACAACCUAUGAAAUGGCAUCUCCAGAGGAGGAAUUACAUAGUGCUGGGUAUAGAUGAGUGGCCGCAGAAGGGGUUCAAGUAUGAUCUGAUCAGCUGUCUGAACCUGUUGGACCGCUGUGAAAAUCCUCUGGAUCUGCUCAGAACCAUGAGGCAGUCCUUAGUUCCUGGUACGGGAAGAGUCAUCCUGGCUGCAGUGCUGCCCUUCCAGCCCUAUGUGGAAAUAGGGGGGAAAUGGCAACGACCCAAGCAAUACCUAAGAGUGAAAGGGAAAACCUGGGAGGAGCAAGCAACAAAUCUGUCCAAUGAGGUGUUCCAAGCAGCAGGGUUUGAGGUAGAAGCCGUCACACGGUUGCCGUAUCUCUGUGAGGGGGACAUGUACAAUGAUUACUAUGUGCUCGAUGAUGCAGUGUUUGUUCUCAAGGCUUUAGAGGAUUGAAAAGUUUGUUUGUUCAGCACAUAAUCAAACAUGCUGUGUUUUAUCUCUCAAAGAAUACCAAAUGAACCGAGGGUCAGAAGCCCAAGUUGUGCAAAUGUAAGUGUCUUUUUAGGCUGUUGCUCCUAAAAAGCGGUUAGUACCUUUUAUGGAAAAUUAAUUUAGAAACACUGUAAAAAAUGUCUGGUUUGAAGCUCAGGGAGCUUUUAUUUGUACCAGCCAUCUUGUUUGAGAGUAUUAGCUCUUUUCAAGCAAAAAAAAAAAAGUCAAAACAUCUCCCUGUGAAAUGCCAUAUGAAUAUGUCAAAACAUCUACCUGUGAAGUGCGAUAUUAACUCAUCGCGAAUCUGUAAAGGAAAUGAAAUCCUCAUAGACAUAUCUCAAUGGAAGUGGUGUCUGUUGUGAAAAGCAUUUUGUGUGACAAGUGUUUAGUAUCAGUGGUGUUUUUUUUUCUUUAUCAUUCCUUUAUCCACACUGCUCAACCCGCAAAAACAGUCAUAAUUUGUACUUGUGAAGGACCAACAAACACAAAUCAUCACUUUAAACUGGGCUAUUUUUACUAAAUGUUACAAUUGAUAACUUGAUAGUAUUGGUGGUGAAAGCAGUAUGAGGCCUUUAUUCAAGUCGAUAUCAUGCAUCUCUAGAAUGUUGUUUAACUUGGGUCUAUAAAAUGUGCCAUAUUUGGUAUAAUUGCACUGGAAGACUGACUUCAAAAACAAAUAAAUAUUUUAUUGUG
Messenger RNA from Lampris incognitus (smalleye Pacific opah), 2041 nucleotides. RefSeq names its product methyltransferase 9, His-X-His N1-histidine (gene mettl9). The coding region runs from base 335 to 1309 and encodes 324 amino acids. The record is from RefSeq and is a predicted model, not a curated record. The transcript has 5 exons. NCBI's taxonomy places the organism in Eukaryota, Metazoa, Chordata, Actinopteri, Lampriformes, Lampridae. Gene Ontology annotation, molecular function: protein-L-histidine N-pros-methyltransferase activity.